This is a messenger RNA of Papilio polytes (common Mormon), 950 nucleotides long. Its product is annotated as DNA-3-methyladenine glycosylase 1-like. The transcript has a single exon. Gene Ontology annotation, molecular function: DNA-3-methyladenine glycosylase activity. The record is from RefSeq and is a predicted model, not a curated record. Gene Ontology annotation, biological process: DNA alkylation repair; base-excision repair. Bases 198 to 791 code for a protein of 197 amino acids. Lineage: Eukaryota; Metazoa; Arthropoda; Insecta; Lepidoptera; Papilionidae.
CAAACAUCAAUUUAAAUAUUUUGUUGUGUUAUUCACAAUUACUGUAAUACUGCAAUAAAAUAAUAGAAGAUUUAGUAUGUAAAAACGAUUAAAACUACACGAAGCUGCAUUUUUAUCCUCCUAAGAACUGAAGCCAAAUUUCCUAUGACACAAUUUUUAAUAUAACAUUCUAGUAAUUCUUCUAGAACUAUACUAAUAUGCCACGAUCAGUAUGUUCUCAAGAUGAAAUCGUUAGAUGCGGUUGGGUGACAAAAGACCCACUAUACAUAAAGUACCAUGACACUGAAUGGGGUGAACCAGUAUACGAUAAUUAUCAACUUUUCGAAAUGUUAUGUUUAGAGGGGCAGCAAGCUGGCUUGUCUUGGAUAACGAUAUUGAAAAAAAGAGAAAAAUAUAAGCAAUCAUUUCAUAAUUUCAAUCCUAAUAAGAUUUCAAAAAUGUCUGAGACAGCUGUACUACAAUUAUUAAAUGACCCAGGAGUUGUUAGACACAAAGGAAAAUUAAUAGCUAUUAAACACAAUUCUGUUUGUUACCAGACUAUGGAAAAUAAUGGAGAAGAUUUCUCUAAUUUUAUAUGGAGUUUUGUUGGACACAAGCCUAUUAUUAACAAUUGGGAAAAUGUAAAAGAUGUUCCUACCGAAACAGAUAUAUCUAUAGCUCUUUCUAAAGCACUUAAAAAAAGAGGAUUUAAAUUUGUGGGAUCUACUAUUUGUUAUGCUUUUAUGCAGGCUUGUGGUCUUGUGAAUGAUCAUAUUCUUUGUUGUUAUUGUCGGAAUAGAGAAAAGGAUUAAGUUAUCAUUCAUUGUUUUUUUACUUGUUUAAACCUGAUGGUAAUAUAACUUAACAUCUACAAUAUGCUAAGACUUAUGUCUGGAAUUCUGAAGAGUAUCAUAUUUCUAAAUAAUACAUCUUUUGUAAUUGUUGUUGAAUAAAUAAUGAUUAUUUGACUA